Molecule: messenger RNA, 828 nt
Organism: Hirundo rustica (Barn swallow)
Lineage: Eukaryota; Metazoa; Chordata; Aves; Passeriformes; Hirundinidae
Exons: 5
Coding region: 1-768 (255 amino acids)
Cellular component (GO): nucleus
Source: RefSeq, a predicted model, not a curated record
AUGAGUCCCAGGUGUCACAGAGCUCUGGGGACUGAGCUUUGGGACACGGUGACAUCCCAGUGUCCCUCCCUGUCCCCUGCAGGCUGUCACCAGGUGCUGGAUGAGUCCCAGGUGUCCCUGUCCUUCCAGGAGUGGCUGGGCAGCGUCACGGAGCGCAUCCACCAGACCAUGCACUACCAGUUCGAGGGCCGCCCGGAGCCGUUGGUUUUCCACAUCCCCCAGUCCUUUUUUGAGGCUCUGCAGCAGCGGAUCUCCAGCGGCAGCGGCAAGAAGAGGCUCCCCAACUCCACCACGGCCUUCGUGCGCAGGGACGCGCUGCCCCUGGGCACCUUCUCCAAGUACACCUGGCACAUCACCAACGUCCUGCAGGUGAAGCAGAUCUUCGACACGCCCCAGGUGCCGCUGGAGAUCACCCGCAGCUUCGUGCAGAACCGCGACGGCUCCUACGAGCCCUUCCGCAGCCCCCGCGUGGAGGCGGAGAGCGCGGCCGAGGCGCCGGGCGGCCACGAGAGACAGCCGCCGCUGCGGCCGCUGGAGCUGCAGACCUUCCUCAAAGUCGGACACACGUCCCCCACGCAGAAGGAGCCGACGCCGUUCACCAUCGAGUGGAUCCCCGACAUCCUGCCCCGCUCCCGCCUGGGCGAGCUGCGCCUCAAGUUCCAGUACGGCCACCACGGGGGGCCCCGGCAGCCCCCCGCCCGCGGGACCCCCCCCUCGGAGCCCCCCGCGCUGCCCCUGGCACCCCUGGGCGCCGUCGCCUUCCCCUGAGACCCUCACCCACCCAAGGAUAGGGGAUGGAACCCCCGGAAUAAACGGGCACCCCCCCGA